Messenger RNA from Procambarus clarkii (red swamp crayfish), 1851 nucleotides. Its product is annotated as alpha-ketoglutarate-dependent dioxygenase alkB homolog 4. The record is from RefSeq and is a predicted model, not a curated record. Gene Ontology annotation, molecular function: demethylase activity; oxidoreductase activity. Gene Ontology annotation, biological process: demethylation. NCBI's taxonomy places the organism in Eukaryota, Metazoa, Arthropoda, Malacostraca, Decapoda, Cambaridae.
AGUGUCACAAGCGAUCUCAUGAACUAUCAUCAUUUGGGACUAUGCAAAACACGACUUGAUGUGCAUGAGGCGUUCAGCAAUUCAUUAAGACAGUAGAAGGAGAUCAAAUAAUUAUGUUCCAUCCUCGUCCUUGUGGAUGUAAGGGUCAACGCAGCUGCCUUGUGUGCGAGAAGGACUACGGAGCCGAGACUAACCACUCCAGCUGGGUUACUGAGAAGGACAAGGAGUGCUCCUAUGUGUAUUGUCCAUUGUGUGAGCUUGCUUGGCCAGGAUGGAUGACAGACAGCUGGAAAGUUCAUCCACUCCAUCAAGGUGACUCUGUCAAAUUCCCUGGAAUAAAAGUAAUAUUGGAUUUUAUAUCAGAAGAAGAAGAGAAGUUCCUCUUAACUCAAAUUGAUGAAAUUCCAUGGGAUUCAUCACAGAGUGGGCGGCGUAAACAGAAUUAUGGACCAAAGUGCAAUUUUAAGAAGCGGCGUGUGAGGACUGAAACUUUCGUUGGUUAUCCAGCAUACACCAAGUUCAUUCAGGAUCGCUUUAACACAGUUGACAUCCUUUGUGGUUUCCAGACUGUUGAGCAAUGUUCACUUGAUUAUCCAGCAGAAAGAGGUGCUUCCAUUGAUCCCCAUAUUGAUGACUGUUGGAUUUGGGGCGAAAGAAUUCCUACACUGAGCCUGUUGAUAGACUCUACACUUACCUUGAGGAAAUAUAGGGGACCAAAAACUAAGUAUAACUUAAUUGAUAUGAGAGAUUACCCUCUUAUUGUGAGAAAAAAUGGCACUGUGAAAGAAGAGAGAGAAAUUGAAACAGAGCUAAGUGAGCUACAUAUAAACAAAAUUAGCACUACAAACACGCUGACAAAUUUGCAAGAUACUAAUAGUAGUAAGAAUGAUGAUCCAUUAUUAAGAAAUAUUGAAGAAAGUGUAAUACGGGUGCCCAUGCCACAUCGUUCACUCGUCAUUCUUUAUGGACCCGUCAGGUAUGAGUGGGAGCAUGGCAUAUUAAGGGAAGAUAUUCCAUCUAGAAGGGUAUGCAUCACGUAUAGGGAACUCACUCCAACCUACCUUAAAUAUGGGCAAAAAGCAGAAAUUGGUGAACAGAUUCUAAAAGCAAGCAAAAAUUUCUGGGAUCAUUAAACAUACUGUACUAGGGUUUUUAUUCUUUCAUUUCAGAAUUUUUGUCUUUCACAUUUAUUGCAUUUAGAAACAGGAAACAUAUAUUUGUAAGCAAAAUAUUAUCAUCUCUACAAUAAAGUUCCAAACCUGUUCAACAAGUUUCCAAUCAUUGUUUAAAUGUUUAACAAGCUCUCAUUAAAAAAUGAUGGUACCUAUAGUGAAUGUUGAUGGAAUGUACAAAACAAUGACUCACCAUUUUAUGGUGCAACAAUUUUUUUUUUACUCAAAUUACAGAGGGACUGACUUGAGAAAGAAAGUAGCAACAAAACCUAACUUUUCUUAAGUAUAGUAUAGUAGAUGUACUGAAUUAGGCCAAAGAUUGUAUAUGUUAGGCCUAGGACACUAUAGGUUUAUGGUUAUUCAUUGUUGAAUUGCAAUUGUACAUUCCACCCAUGGUAUAGCCACUAUCCAGCCAAAAAUACCCACUAUCAUUUUUGCUCGAGUUUAUUUAUCACAGCUCACAAUUUUGUUUUCCUAAACAAAUUAAAGGUACAAUACAGUUCAUUAUUUCAAUGUGCAGAGUUAUAAUUAUAUACAAGUUUGAUUAGUGAAGGACAAUCAUAUAGGAUAUAACUGUUGUAGAUUAGCAUACUAUAUAUAUAUAUAUAUAUAUAUACACUUUAAAUAUGUACUGUAUAAGGGUGCACAAGAUUACAAAAAUUAAAAAUAUUUAACUUAA